Ustilago hordei is the source of this 1872-nucleotide messenger RNA. RefSeq lists its product as uncharacterized. Gene Ontology annotation, molecular function: amino acid transmembrane transporter activity. Gene Ontology annotation, cellular component: vacuolar membrane. Gene Ontology annotation, biological process: amino acid transmembrane transport. The transcript is spliced from 2 exons. Lineage: Eukaryota; Fungi; Basidiomycota; Ustilaginomycetes; Ustilaginales; Ustilaginaceae. Bases 1 to 1872 code for a protein of 623 amino acids. The record is from RefSeq and is a predicted model, not a curated record.
AUGGGCAUCCACGACAUGGUCGAGCACGCUAAAAGCGUACAAAUCGAACGCAGCCACCACACUUCUAACAAGGAGGAGACUCAUCAGUCCGAUCUUCCUGGACAGGGUGUUACCGGCCUAGCUCCCGUUCCUGCUAUGUAUCAGGCCUCUCCCAACUCUGGCGUCUCGCUCGAGGAGUACAUGUUCUACGCUCAGAUCCAGCGCGAGCAAGAAAAGCUCUACGGAACUGCUGGUAUCUCUGUCGAAGCCGAUGCUCCCCACGUCUCUGCUUAUCUGGAGAACGCUAAGCGUGGAUCCGAUGAGAAGGUCUCCCAAUCCAGCACUUUCAUCCACGAUAAGCCGCAGGUCAACAACACCGAUGCAUCCACUUUCGACCAGCUCGAGGGUCUCUCCGAGGUUGACAAGGAAAGCCGAAACGCCCACCGAGCGAUCAAGACUGCUUCCUGGGUCGGCAUCUUCUACCUCAUCACUACCGAUAUCUUGGGUCCAUACGGUGCCCCAUACGCCAUGUCGCAGAAUGGUUGGGUUACCGGUAACGUCAUGUACAUCGUCAUGGGUUUCUGCGCUUGGUGGUGCGGUAUCAUCCUCUGGAAAUUGUUCCUCCAGCUCGAUUCCGCCCGAUAUCCUGUCAAGACCUACGGUGAUCUCGGAGAGCGCAUCGUCGGGCACCCCAUGCGAUGGACUUUCAACACCCUUCAAACUCUUCAGCUAAUCAUCAACGUCGGUCUGAUUUGCUUGACCAACGGUCAAGCUCUAAGCCAGGUUAUCAACGGUGCUCCCGGUAAUGCCAACCUCUGCUUCUCCGUCUGCGUCGUCCUUUUCUCUCUGAUCGGCAUGGCCUUCGCUCAGGUGCAGACCUUCCGCGGACUUGGCUUUGCAGCCUCGACUGCGGUUUACCAGAACAUUGCGAUUGUCAUCAUCUCCAUGGCCGCGAUCAUCAAGUACGGUCCCUACAUUGCUGGUGCUCAAGCAUCUUACGGCAAGGACUACCCUUACAACAACCAGCCAGUCUUCACCGAGGCUUUUGUCUCAUACCCCAUUAGCCAGAAAGUUAACGGUAUUAUGAACAUGGUUUUCGCUUACGGAGGAGCUAUGAUCUUCCCCGAGUUAAUGUCAGAGAUGCGUCGUCCCAUGGACUUUUGGAAAGGUAUGAUCUCUGCUCAAGCUUUGAUCUGCUCGGUCUACCUUAUCUAUGCCAACGUCGUUUAUGCUUUCCAAGGACAAUACGUGCUCGGCCAAUCCUACAACGGUAUUGCGAAAUACUCGUUCCAAACCGUAUGCAACAUGCUCGCCAUUCUCUCCGGUACUAUCGCCGCCGCACUAUACGGCAACGUUGGUUUGAAAGUCAUCUACGUCAACACCGUCCAGACUUUCUUCAAAGGUCCUGCGCUCAACUCUGCGAGGGGACGAGUGAUUUGGGCGGGAGUAUCGGUGGUGUAUUGGGCCUUGGCAUUCGUUAUUGCAAGUUCGAUUCCGCAAGUGCAGACGAUUUCGGGUUUGAUCGCGGCUAUUGCGAUUGUCAACUUUUCCUAUUCGUUCCCGUUUAUGCUUGCGCUCAUCUUUUGCAUCAAGCGCGAUGCUAUGGAGGGCGACACACCCUUCACGCCAGCAAACGAGGUGAGGAAACAGGACACUUGGAGUCAGUGGUCCAGGUGGCAGAGAGGCUUGUUCGGCGGGUACUAUGAGUACCCUCUGCUUGCCGGUAGAAUGGUCGCAAUUCCAGGUAUCGUGGUCAAGGUGGUACUGUUGAUUGUCACCUUGGGUGCAUACACACUUUCCGGUUUGGGUAUGUAUGGGUCGGGAGAAUCAAUCAAGGAAACUUUUGCAGCCGGGGGUGCUGCUACUAGUUUCGGCUGCGCUGCUCCUGUUUGA